Messenger RNA from Linderina pennispora, 3516 nucleotides. RefSeq lists its product as uncharacterized. The record is from RefSeq and is a predicted model, not a curated record. The transcript has 2 exons. Gene Ontology annotation, biological process: DNA repair; mitotic sister chromatid cohesion. Gene Ontology annotation, cellular component: chromatin; nucleus. Lineage: Eukaryota; Fungi; Kickxellomycota; Kickxellomycetes; Kickxellales; Kickxellaceae. The coding region runs from base 1 to 3516 and encodes 1171 amino acids.
AUGGAUUCAGGACCUACGGAGCUGACGUUCCAGCCCAAGCUGUUCACGAACGCGACGCUGAAGAAGACGGUGGCCGUGUCUGAGCUGUUCAAGCAGCUGAAGCGGCUGUCGAAGGAGCUGAACGCGCUGGAGCAGGAGACAGUAGACACGCAGUCGCUGGAGGCAGUGACGAAGCAGAUGCUGGCAGCGUCGCUGUUGAAGCACAAGGAGGCCGGGGUGAUCUCGUAUGUAGCGUGCUGUGUGGCAGAUCUGCUGCGGCUGUACGCGCCCGAGGCACCGUACAGUGACAGCGAGAUCAAGACAAUCUUCAACAUGUUUAUCGACCAGCUGCAGCUGCUGGGUGACACGAACAGCCAGUUUUUCCCGCUGCGCGAGUACCUGCUGACGAGCCUGGCGACGGUGCGCACGCCAGCGCUGGUAGCGACGCUGGGGGACGCGGACGAGCUGAUUACGCGGUUCUUCACGGUGUUGUUUGGAGCUGUGUCGGGGGACAUGGCGCACAAUAUGCAGAUGCAGAUUCUUGAUGUCUUGCAGCAGCUGCUGGAGGAGCCAAAGUACGUGGCGCAGGGAGUGAUAGACGUGAUCUUGCUGCAAUUCACCAAGAAGCGACAGCAGGACAACCGCGCCGCCCACCAGCUGGCGUGCGAUCUGGCGAACGGCACGGCAGAUGUGCUGCAAAAGUACAUAUACCAGUACUUCAACGACAUCAUUGGCGCACGUGGGGACCGGGCGGUAGCGCGCAGUACGAUGAGCGACCUACGGUCGGCACACUUUCUGAUCCUGGAGCUGAACAAGUCUGCACCAGGGACACUGCUGAAUGUGAUUCCGCAGCUGGAGGAGGAGCUGGGAGUGGACGACGUGGAUAUCCGGGUGCUAGGGACGGAGGUGCUAGGGGAGAUGUUUGCAGACAAGGGCUUCACGCUGGCCAAGCGGUACGAGUCGACGUGGCGGGCGUGGAAGGGGCGGCGGGCAGACAGCUCGGCAUUGGUGCGGAUCCAGUGGGUGGAGCAUGCAGUGGGGCUGUACGGCAGCCAGCCGCAGCUGGGGCGCGAGCUGAACGAGGCGAUUGUCGAAAAGCUGCGUGACGUCGACGACAAGGUGCGGCAGGCAGCGUGCCAUGCGCUGGGGCAGCUGGAGUAUUCGGCGGCGGAGCAGGCGGCGAUUGGCAGCGCAGUGGUGGAUGCGCUGGGCGAGCGGUGCAAGGACCGCAAGCAUGUGGUGCGUGGUGAGGCGAUCAUUGCGCUGGCGACGAUGUAUAGCCAGGUGUAUGACUCGCUGGCGCGCGGCGACCAGGCAGCACGGGUGAAGUUUGGCGGGAUCCCGUCGGUGAUCUUCCAGCUGCGGUACAUCAACGAUCCGGAUAUUGACUCGAUGGUUGACGGGAUCCUGGCUGGCGCAAUUCUGAACUUUGCCAAGAUCAAGGACGACCGGGCGCGGUGCCAGCGGCUGGUGUUUGUGGCCGACGGGCUCACAGCCAAGGCGCUCAAUGGGCUGCUCAGCUACAUGCGGCGGCAGCGCGACAUCAUCCGGUUGACAGAGGUGUUCUUGGGGCUGUGCGAGCGGCAGUCGGAGGCCACAACGGCGGAGGCGCAGAGUGUGCUAGGCGAGCAGCUGCGCGUGGUGGCAGGGAAAAUGGCAGGGCACUUCCCGGACCGCGCCAAGCUGGAGCAGGCGCUGGUGCAGCUGGGCGGGCUGCAGAACAGCGAGGUGUAUACUGGGCUGCGGGCAACAAUGGAUCCUAGCAAUGACAUCAAGACAGUGCGGCGGUACCAGAAGAGCGCGCUGAAGACGUUGUCGGGGCUGGCACCGGCGCUGCUGGACGCAACAGCGACGGUCUGGAAGUGUGUCGGACUGACAACGAUAAACCGCGCACUGGUGCCGCACCUGAUCACGUUCGCAUCGGGCGGGGCCCACACGCCGCUCAGCAGUACCGCAGACAAGCUGCUGCGGUUUGUCGCCGAUGUGUUCCCGGAGAUGCUGCAGUGCAGCUCAGCCGACCUGUUCGACGCAAAUGAGCUGCAGGGCGACCAGGUGCUGGUCGAGGAGCGACUCGCGCUGAUGGUCAAGUUUGCCAAGGCACUACCGCGCGCAGUGCCGGCAGGCGAGCGGCAGCAGGAGCAGCUGGCAGGGCUGGUGCGCACGGGGUCGCUAAGGCAGGCCAAGUAUGCAGCGUUCCUGCUGACGCAGAUGGAGGGCAGCGCGGCACUAUGCAGUGUGCUGGUCGGCGACAUGGUUGACAACCUCGACAAUACGCUGCUGGAGCGCCGCUCACCGGCAUUUGCAGCGCUGUCGCGGUUCGCGCAGUAUGCACCGCUGGCAUUCGCCGGAUACGCCGACCGCGUCAGCCAAUAUCUGGUCCAGACGGUUCUGAUGGGCUCAGCUGGAGCCGAACCGCAGGAUGAGGACGCCAGCAUGGCCGACGGCAAGGAGAAUGUUGCGCCUGCAUGGGUGGCUCGCGAGGACCUGGACGAGGUGGGGCUGGCCAAGGUGUAUGCGGUCAAGAUCCUGGCCAACUGGCUGGUGGGCACCGACAAACACGCACUGACGCGCGAUUCCGUGCAGCUGGUGCUGGGCAUGCUGCGGCAGCUGGUGCGCAAUGCCGGCGAAAUCCAAGCCGACGGACAUACACCGGCGCUAUACCGGCAGCACGUGCGGCUGGCAGCGGCCACAUGCAUGGUGAAGCUGGCGCGGCAGCCGCACUUUGAGCGGCUGUUGAGUACGCAGGACGCCGUGAGCCUGGCACUGGUCGCGCAGGACCCGUGCUACGAGGUGCGCGCGCGCUUCCUGCUCAGUAAGCUGGCGCCGCGGCUGGUGGCCGGGCAGGUACAUGUGCGACACGUGCCAGCGCUCUUCCUGGUCGCCCAUGACCCGGAGCGCUCCAUGCGCGACAACGCCCGCCAUGUGGUCACCCAGCGCCUGGCGGGCGUGCGCCCGGCGCCCGGCGCCCCAUCGGUGGCAGAGGAGAGUCUGCCGCGGCUGCUGCACGUGCUGGCCAUGCAUCCGGACUGGGACGAUGCGCAGCCCGUGGCCACACUGGAGCUGUUCGCUCCCUACAUCGAGUUCUUCAUUUCGGCCAUCGGCGCCUCGCACAACGUCUCGCUGCUGUUUGCCCUGGCCGGAGCCCUCAAGACCCACCGGAGCCGCCCUGCAAGCGAUGCAGUGACGCAGCGCCUGUACGUGCUUGGCGAGCUGGCUCAGUACCUGCUGCGCGAAAAAAGCAUUGCUGCCAGUUGGCCCGUCAAUGUCUAUCCAGGCCAGCUCAAGCUGCCAGCCGAUAUCUUCGAGCCGCUGCCGGCCGAUGCCCUGGCUGGCGUCCCGGUGGGCCCGCUGCUGGACCCCGAGUUCAUUAAGCGUCGCAGCAAGGCCACGGGGAAACGCAGCCGCCCGGCCCGCGACAAGCCAGCGACCGUCCAGCACGACGCCAAGGCGCCACAGCGCAAGCGCAACAAGACCGCCAGCAGCGACGCCGAGAUGGAUUCUGAUGCCAGCGAGGUGGAGGACAGCGAUCUGGAGUAG